Molecule: messenger RNA, 3336 nt
Organism: Rhinichthys klamathensis goyatoka
Lineage: Eukaryota; Metazoa; Chordata; Actinopteri; Cypriniformes; Leuciscidae
Product: disks large-associated protein 2-like
Exons: 14
Coding region: 281-3322 (1013 amino acids)
Biological process (GO): signaling
Cellular component (GO): postsynaptic specialization; glutamatergic synapse
Molecular function (GO): molecular adaptor activity
Source: RefSeq, a predicted model, not a curated record
UCUCUCUCUCUCUCUCUCUCUCAUAACUAUCCUUUGGUUUUCUGGGAUGGUUUGAAGAAGACUUAUAUGUGAUGCUUCCUGCACAGAGUGAGGAGCUGUUUAUUGGGUGAGGCAUUCGCUAGCAGGGGCCGAUGGGUCCCGCCAUCAGAUCGCCACCGUCCUGUGUGUGCGAGGGCAGCGGUGGGCGUGAGUGGGAGACUGAAUCAAAGACCAGCAGUGUUCCCCCUGGUCGCCAUCCCGAAAUUUCAAUGUGGAUAGUAGCCUCACUCCACCCAGGAACAUGAAGGGCUUAUCAGGUGGUCGCGCGCCGCACCAUAUUCCCACACUGCCCCCGUGUGGACUGGCGGAGUGCGAGCAUCUCCAUGACCUGCACGGCAUGCAUGUGUCCGAUCUGCGCCACCACUACCUGCUCAGCCCCACGGAGACCUGCGUCAUGGACUUCCAUCACCGUCUUUCCCCGCGCAGCUCCAUUCACUCCGAUUGCAUGAUCAUGUCCCCCAUGGUGCUACCUUCCACUGCCCCUGCCGACCACCUUUCCAGCAGCACCUUUCCCAGAAUGCACUACAGUUCACAGUACUACGACCCAGCUGCCCGGGAAGACUGUGCAGUCAUCACCACCUCAGCCACAUCUGCCGCCACCGCUGCUGCAACAUCUGCCUCUUACCACGGCAGCAGCAAGAGCAACCGCAUCCCCGCAAACCUGCUGGACCAGUUCGAAAAGCAGAUUCCGCUUCAUCGCGACGGCUUCCAUACGCUGCAGUACCAACGCACAUCCGCCGGCACUGGAGGGGAACAGCGCAGCGAGAGCCCCGGUCGUAUACGACACCUGGUGCACUCUGUCCAGAAGCUCUUCACCAAGUCCCACUCACUGGAGGGAUCGUCCAAGAUGAAUGGCACUAAAGGUGACAGUGGAGGUGGGGGAAGCCAUCACCAUCACCACGGCAAUCAUCACUCAUCCAAGCAUGGCAGCAAGCGCAGUAAAAGCAAGGAGCGCAGGCAACGGUCGGGAACGGGGGGCUGGUGGAGCUCGGAUGACAACCUAGACAGCGACAGCACCUACCGCACAGCCAGCGCUUUGAGCCGCCACCAUCACGAACACGUCGGUCACAGUUUCCCAGAAUCCAUGCACGGUCACUUUGGAGACCACUCGCUCAAAACCUCCAAAAGCAACAACGACGUCAAGUGUUCGGCCUGCGAAUCCAUGGCACCUGAGGGAAAGUUCAUGAAGAGGAGUUCCUGGUCAACACUUACCGUCAGUCAGGCCAAAGAGGCCUAUCGAAAGUCCUCCCUUAACCUGGAGAAGCCCAUGAUGCAUCAGGACUUUAAACCAUCAUUCCGGUCUUCACACUACCUACAGGUGCCUCAGGAUGAGUGGGGAGGUUAUCCAGGGGAGGAGGAGAUUCCAUGCCGCCGGAUGCGGAGCAGUAGUUACGUCAAAGCCAUGGGAGAUGAGGAUAGCGGUGAGUCUGAUACCAGCCCCAAGACGUCACCUCAGAAGACUGUGCGGUCCGAUGCCCUUGUCCUCAAAUCAGCCUUGCAGAGGCCACAUAUAGACACCCAAAGCUCGGGCUACCACUUGCAAACAGCGAGAGAUAUGCGCCCUCACCCCAGCGUGUCUCUGGACCCAGCAACCAACUUCAACCCUCCACAGUUUCGCUCCAGAAACCAGAGCUACAUGCGUGCAGUCAGUACCUUCAGUCAGGCGAGCUGUGUCAGCCAGGUGAGUGAGACUGAGGUCAAUGGCCAGUUUGAGUCAGUUUGCGAGUCCGUUUUUAGCGAAGUAGAAUCCCAGGCCGUGGAGGCCUUGGACCUGCCCGGCUCUUUCCGCACUCGAAGCCACAGUUACCUGCGUGCAAUUCAGGCUGGGUAUUCCCAAGAUGACGACUGCUUGCCUUCAAUGACAUCUUCUACUGUCACUUCAACUCUCAGAUCCACAACAGGGGCCCGUAGCUUAGCUGGGGGGCGUAGAAUGUACGGGAUCCAGUUUCGUCUCCCGACUGCCUGUAGUGUGGAUCGAACAGAAGCCCCCACUCCAGCGGUAGUGACAUAUACACCUGGCUACAAGAAGACUCCUCCACCUGUUCCUCCUCGUUCCACCACUAAGCCGGUGAUUUCCGUAACAGCCCAAAGCAGCACAGAGUCGACGCAGGACGCGUACCACGAGGGUCGGCUGCCACGCGUCGGACGGGUUAUCUACAACUCCACCGACAGUCUGGACAGCGCUAAAGCGGUGACCCUAGCAAUGGAGACGGCUUCCAAGCGCCUCACGUCUGCAGGGAGCUACAGCUCCGUUCAAACCUGCGAUAAGGCCAUCCUGGUGUCCAAAGCAGAGGAAUACCUCAAGACUCCACGCUCUUCCAUCGGGAUUCAGGUGGAAGCGGCCACAGAUUCUGAGACAGAUAGUAAAGGUCUCCCGCAGUAUCAGUCCGUGGGUAUCCAGGUAGAGGAUGAGAGGAGACUUGGGCGCUUUAAACGGUCCAACAGUGUGACGACGGCAGUUCAGGCUGAUUUGGAGCUGGAGGGGUUUCCAUCGACCGAAGACAAGAGUCUGCAGUUUGGAGGAUUUCAGCGGCAUUCUGAACCCAGUACGCCCACACAAUACAACGUGGUUCGGACCGUACGCACACAGGGCCUCUUCAGCUACCGUGAGGACUACAGGCCCUCCAGCGGGCCGCCCAGCCCACAGCCCGAACCCUGGCUGGUCGAACCCGCUCAUGAAACAGCCGAAUCCGGACGCGUGUCGCCGCUCCGCCGCGAUGGCAGCUGGUUCAUGCAGCUUCUGCACAGCGAGACCAAACGCUUGGAGGGAUGGUGCAAAGACAUGGAGCGCGAGGCGGAGGAGCACGACUUGUCGGAGGAGAUUCUUGGAAAGAUCCGGAGUGCUGUGGGCAGCGCUCACCUCCUCAUGUCCCAGAAAUUCCAGCAGUUUUACUGGUUGUGUCAGCAAAAUCUGGACCCCAGCGCUAUGCCCCGCCCCACGGCUCAGGACCUGGCUGGGUUUUGGGAUCUCCUGCAGCUCUCCAUCGAUGAUGUCACUGCCAAGUUUGAUGAGCUGCAGCAAAUCAAGAGCAACGAGUGGAGGAUAGUGGAGAGUCCGGAGAAGAAGGAAAGAAAAUGGCCACCUCCUGUUACAAAGAGGCCUCCUAAAGGUCGCGGAGCUGUUAUGCGUGAGCGCUCCUUGGAUCUGCAGGACCGACAGAGGCAAGAGGCCCGCCGCAGGCUAUUGGCUGCUAAACGGGCUGCAUCUUUCCGUCAGAACUCAGCUACAGAGCGGGCCGACAGCAUAGAGAUCUACAUCCCUGAAGCCCAAACCCGUUUAUGAAACACACAUAUGCU